CUGUUCGUCCCUCCGACGUUCCCUUCGCUUCAUCUCCUGCUUCUCGCUGCAUCCUUAUUUCCCUGCCUGCAUCUCCUACCCUCCUUACACUCACCCCCUCCCUCUCUUUCGCUCCGCUCUCCUUUCCUUCUCCCUUCCUCUCUCGUUGCCCCCGUCUGUUUGCUUGCUUGCCAUCCCUCCGUUCUCCGUCAACAAACACUCAUCCCCGAUCCCGCACCAACUGCCCAUUCUUUGCCAUCCCCAUUUCCCAUCUAUCUCGAUAUAACGCCGUUCACGACCCAAAAUCCAAAAGCAAUUGCAGACCUUCACUUACCCCCCUUCGCGGCACACCGCCUGAGCCAUGUUCCGCAGAAAGAGGAGCUCCUCGCAACAUCAGCAUCCACUCUCUGCCUCCUCGUCGCAAUCAGCUCAAUCCGCCGCCAGUCAUGCCUUUCUUAAAUCCCAACCCUCCUCCAGCAGCCUGUCCUCCGCCGCCGCAGCCGCCGCCCUGCGCAGUCUCACUCCGACCCCGACCUCCGUUGAAAAUGUCCAGACAAAGCGCAUGAUGCAGCGCAGGGCCUCCGUCUCGUCCCAGGCAAGCGGGGUGCCCAGUCUGCGUCCGACAAGCCGGAAUGGCCUCCGCCGCGCCAACAGUUCCGCCUCCAUGUCCACCCGCACGUUCCGGGACCAGUCGCCGCGACGCCCGGCAUCCAGUUCCGGCCCAGUCGAUGUCGCCCCGCCGCUCCCUUCCAUCCCCCGAGAGUACACCGCGCGCAACACUAAGGGUCAGCGUUCGACCAGCGUCGGACCGGCCCAGCGACCCAGUCCCCGUGCGAAGCCCGCGGCGGGGCGAGGAAUGAGCGUCGACCGCGGCUCUGCCACCCGGCCUGCCCCUCGUGCCACGCCUUCGCCAGACCUUCGACGACCAGGGAGCCGGAACUCCGUCAAUUUCUCAUACCCGAUGAACUCACGGCCAAAUUCCCCCGAUGGGCCCGCCAAUGCGCUGGAUAGACGGGACGCGUCCGCCAGCAUUCCUGGCCGCGGCGCACAGUCGGUGGGCACCGCCGUCGCCGCAGCCCAGGCCGCUAUUGUCCCGCGGAUGCAAGACAUCACUCAAAUCCAUACUCCACCCGCAGCCCCUCGCAUUCCGGUCCCUCGCGAGCAGACGAUUCCCGACCAGGUUCAUAGCCAGCCAGCCGCACCGCCCGAACAAAAACAGCCUGCUCGCCCGCAUCUAGUGAAACGGCCUUCCACGGUUCCCGAAGACGCGCAGGGCGAGAAACGCGCGGAGUCUGAUGCCCCUGGACAGCGAACCGUUCCACCUCGGGUUGGCAGUGUGACGCCAGAUGCUCCAGUGGCGAUCAAAUUCCCACCCACUCCCGACACAGGCAAGGAUCAAUUGUUGAGUCCGCCGGUAAGUCCCCCCGAGCCGACUCCAUCCACUGAUGUUGGCCGGGACAACAAGCCGUCGAACGUCCCCCAGUCGGGUAGUCCCGGGCGAUCAGCGCACUUCUCGCGUCACUUGCUGGUGGCGGCUUUUGCAGGCGAGCAUCUGCACCAACCGCCCCCUCGGUCCCUGUCACCAGCCAAGUCAGCGAUGAAGAAUUCGCGAAAGAGCUCCCUUUCUCCGGAGGGCCGAACGGAAUCUGUUCUGCGGCCAGGACCGCCGUUGAGCGAACUUUCCGAUGGGACCUCCGUUGCCUCCGAUGAAGGGACCAAGCAAGGGAUCCGGAGGAAGCCCAUCAAGGUCAGUUUUGAUGACGAGGCGGAAGUGGUCGGGAUUGCUGCGAGUCCGCCCACUUCGCCCGAUGAAGUGAUUCCUGAGUCACUUCCGGAGUUGCCCAAGUCCAAGUCCAGUUGGUUCAGUGGGAAGAGGAAACCCACUCCGCUGAAUACCGAGUUUGACGAAGUGCUGAAGCCCCGGCGGGCUCUUCCAUCGUUUGGUAGCAUCCGAGCUGGUAGGGAUGGGGACGUCCAAGAGAAAGCCGUCCCUGAACUGAGCGACAACGAGUCGACGACGUCGUCCGACUCGCCUGCGGAAGCACUCCGGUGGUCGUUCUCCAAUGAUCACGCCAUCGGGGGCCUUCUCUCCGAUAAUCAAUCGAAGGAAUCCGAGCAGCGCGUGGCACCGCUGAUGCUUGCGAACGCAGCCGAAAGCGAGUCCGAGGCCGAGAAGUCGCCGCAGCAGAGUCAUUUCACUGGGCGAUCAGAUCUGGCCGAAGCGCCAGGAGGACCGGCCGCUGCCUUGGAGGUCUCCUCCCAUGCCGAGCAGGGGCGCACAGCGGAGACGACUCUGGCCGUGCCCAACAUUAUGGUCCAGCCGGCAUCCCCCGAUCCAUCCAAGGCCCGGUCGAGUCUCGAGUGGUAUGAAGUUCCCGGCGGCUUUCCACGAUCGUCGCUGGAGUUUGACCGCAAGGCUCAUGGUAAGAUGAAGGCAAAGGAGAAGUCCACCCGCCACGCAGCCGGCGAUGCUGCCUUGGGCCCUGUCGACGACGAGGCGAGUGGUGAUGAGUCAGGCGACAGUAUCUACAGUGAUGCUGAAGAGGGGGUCGAAGGGAACGGUUACGGCUCUAUCAAUGCCAUUGUCGACGAUGAAACCGCAGCCGAUCCAGGAGCUCAUACAGCUGCAGUUCCGGCUCCGCCUGCAGAGACCGGGGGUAUUGAAGAAAAACCCCCGCCAUCAUCUACCGACUGGCCGAGCAUCCCCGACACUUGUCAGAUUGCCCGGGCAGGGUCAGCCUUGCCAGAUAAGGGUAUGGCGCCCAUACCCGAGUCACCAGGGUCUUCCCAUGAACCUCUUUCGUUCUCAUCGCCAUACCCCCCAUUUCCCACCCAGUCACAGAGCCGGAGGAGCUCUUCUCAAGGGGAUCUCUCUCGCUCCUCGUCUGUGACCGUGAGACCAGCUAGACACUCCAUGCUAGUCGGGGCCAGUAACAGCCCCAGCCUGGGCGACCAGGACCUGCGCGGUGUGGACGGUGUAAAUGGUUCCUUGUCGCCACAGCCCGAGGCAAAUAACCUACGCCAACGGCCCCCUCAGGACAGUAUACGAAAGAGGCCGGUCUCAUGGAGCCCAGCCGCCAUGAAAGGACCCUCUUCUGACGUGAAUCGGGUGUCGUAUGUCAACGGCAAGAACGCGCCGGCUUCCCCGAGGCCCCUAUCCAGCGGCAGCGACUCCUCCAGCAGCUUCAAACGGGCUAGUCGCCCCGCCCGAGCGGACUCGAGCUAUACCAUGCGACGAACCAUGCGUGGAAACACCCCGAGCCGCCUGGCUCCGAACAGAGCGACGUCCCCGCCGGUUGAGACUCGCCCGGUGUCUUCUGAAGCUGGACCUAGUACCAUGCGCACGACGCUCCGAGGCAAUAGUUCCAAGCGGGAAAAGCCUUCGUUCUUCUCCAACAGCAAAGCCCCAAAAUCCAAGUUGACGAAAGCACCCGGCGGGGUCUUCGCGUCGCGCUUUCCAGACUCGGACUCGGACGAUGAGGGGUAUGAGGCCUGGAGGUCACGACAUCGUUACGAGGAUUCGAGCGAUGAUGACACACGGGGUCCGAACACCAUGCGACCCGUCCGGGGCAUUCCCCGUCGACAGGGGGCACGCGACGGUGACUCGACCGAGCUGGAAGACAGUUCCGACGACGAGCACCGUGCACCCCCGCGAGCCAUGCCACAGUCCCCCGGCAAGUCGAACCCAUCGCGGGACCCUGCACUAGCGGCCGUCGCUAAAAAUCGCGGCAUGACGGAGGAUGAGCUUGACGAAUUCCUCCGCCAGCCUGACCGGGGUCGGAAGCCUGGGCUGUUGCAUCGAUUUAGUCUUCGAAAGUCGAGGUCGCCCGUCAAUCGUGUCCAAGCCAAAGCCAGCCUAGAUGGAUCCGUGCGAAACGGGGCCCUUCCAGAGCGCGCGCGGCUGGACCAGGAACCAGCACGAGGGGACCCUGCAUUGCCGGGCCCUCAAUCGAAUAUUGUCACGACCAUCACGGCGACGAAUCCGCCCCCACCUCCCUCCAAGCUUCUACGACGGCCUUCGCAGAGGUCUUCCCGAGGCGACAGCUGGCCACUGCGCUCUGAUCGCAAAGAGUCUCGGGCAGACUCACCCGCUCCCGCGAGUGGUCCAUCUGAGCGACUGGCCACGGUCGAGGAGGCCAGUCUGAACGGCAGUACGGUUGUACCCCCUGCGCCGGAACCCGCCGCUAAAGAGAACGAGAACCCUUCGACUGGAGUGUCGGGGGUGAAGUUUGAGGGGCGACCGGCGAACGUGGCCGAUGUGGCGAUAUCGUCGUCCGGCCGCAAGAAACGAUUCCCUCGACUCCGCAAGGCCUUUGGGCUGCGGAGCUGA
Messenger RNA from Aspergillus ibericus CBS 121593, 4309 nucleotides. RefSeq lists its product as uncharacterized. The record is from RefSeq and is a predicted model, not a curated record. The coding region runs from base 341 to 4309 and encodes 1322 amino acids. NCBI's taxonomy places the organism in Eukaryota, Fungi, Ascomycota, Eurotiomycetes, Eurotiales, Aspergillaceae. The transcript has 3 exons.